AUGCCAGCUCCCUCAAAUCCAGCAAAGGCCUGCAAGGGCAAGAACAACAAGAGGGCACCCAAAUCGAAGACAAAGUCUCCACCAAAGCUUUCCGCCAAUGACUAUGCUCGUCUCCAAAAGGCGUCCGUCGAGAAGAAGAAACAAUAUGGGAAGUCAGAGAACACGAAUAGCAAUUACUGCGGACAGGUCAAGCGGGGGCAGGAGUUUGUAGCUCGAUUUUCGGUAGAGCAAGCAGAGGCAGAAAAGCGGUGGCAGGAAGAAGGGGAUGAAGUAUUGUCGGGUGAUGAUGACGAGGAUGAGAUACACGAGGACGGACCAGCGAAGUUGGACCCCAACUUCCACAAGGCCUUCGACGGCUCCCCCAUUGAAUGCACGCCGCUCGCAAUCUCCAUGUUUAUGACACACAAGUGCUUCACAGAGAAUAGAAAGGCAUCCACGGCCAUCUCAAUUCACGCUGCGUUUACACGAUACUAUGACCAAAUGGCGAACGACAUGUAUCGUGGACGUUGGCACUUCAAUGACGCCCGCCAGAGAUGGGAGGGCAAUCCUACUCGCUCAGCAGAGGUUGAAGACAUGCUUGAUGCCUGCAAAAACAAGGAUGGCGAGGGUGAGCGGCAUCAUUCCCGAGCCAUGUCGCUUGCAGAUGUGCAAGCUUUGUUUGCACAUUCAGAGAAAACCUGUCCUUCCGACCUCGAGAUCACAGAUCAGAAGACGCUUGCGUUAAAGGCUGGCCAUUUGUUUAACAUAGCGUUCGCAAGCUUCAGCUGGUUGAUCUGGACUCGUGUGAAUGAGGCAGCUAGUCUCCAGGCUAAACACGUUGAUUUUGCGCCGCCGCCAAAGCCAGGUAAACCUCAUCUGCCAUAUGUCAAGUUCAAUCUGCGAAAUCGUAAGAACUGGCAAAAAAAAUCAAAGAAUGGAGAGAACGGACUCAACGGGCAUACCUACAAUGUCUACCCACAGCCGAAUAACCCCGCCAUUGAUCUUUACACACACGUUUGGAAAUGGAAGGAAUUUUAUGAAACUCGGCUUCUUGGCAGGAAGCUACAGCCAAAUGACUACAUUUUCCCGUCCUUUGGUGUGAAUGGGCUGGUUGCACACCCACAUGUACCCAUAUCCUCUGACCUUAUUCAAAAGAGGAUCAACGAAUGGACUGCGGCGGCAGGAAUCAGGGGGGCAGGACACUUCACGACCCACUGCUUCCGGCGCGGAGGUGCGCAAUACCGCUUUAUGUUUGCACCAAUUGGACAGCGUUGGACGUUGGCUCGGAUUCGUUGGUGGGGAGGGUGGGCGAUUGGCGAACACCGUGAUACAUUAAUACGAUACCUGCUCGAUGAGUUAUAUACGUACGAGGAGGAUCACAGUGACGCCCUCUGUCCUGUUGACUAUGAAGCCAGCAUGUCCCACAUGGGUGAGACUGGGGAAACACAGCCUCUAACAGCUGCAGAAGGAAUGGAACUAUUCGCCGCGCAGUCUGCAGAGCAGCGCAGGAUGUACGAAGAGAUUCGAAGCUUAAUUAGCGAACGUCCUCAGGUCAUGCCUUUAAAACAGCCUGUACCGCCGCCCACGUCCUAUGGAUGUUUUAUCAACCAUGGUACUCAAUCCGGCGACCAUGUUAACUACCUACCCAUGCCAACACAAGCACCCCCUUUUGUCUCACGUAGCACCUACCCUACAGCUGGGACUGGCUAUGCGGCUGUACUUCCACUCCAGAGCUCCUCGGUGACGAAUGUUAUCGCAAGCGGCGCAGGCUGUCCCCUUCCCGUUGAGCCAUCUGCAGUCGUGCCAGAGAUCAGCCGCAAAUUGGGAGCGACUGCCUGGAAGCAAGUUGUGCGCGACUGGGAGUAUCCUGACCCCAGUCGUAACCACCACACGGCUCUCGAACAUUGGAAACAUGAGUGGCACGCUUCCAAUCGCCAAAGCCAGUUAUGGGGUCAGCGGCGAACAAUUGCGCUGGAGUUCAUUGAAGAAUUUGGGCGAGACGAAGCCUCAUUCCUUGGGGCGUACCCAGAACAUAAGGAUGGCAUCACGGCUCUCUUGCACGCAAUCCGGGCCAAAGGGCAGGCGGAAGGUAAGAUUCUGAGCCGCAACCGCCGCAAGAACACUGCGAAGUAG
This is a messenger RNA of Laccaria bicolor S238N-H82, 2112 nucleotides long. RefSeq lists its product as uncharacterized. NCBI's taxonomy places the organism in Eukaryota, Fungi, Basidiomycota, Agaricomycetes, Agaricales, Hydnangiaceae. The record is from RefSeq and is a predicted model, not a curated record. The coding region runs from base 1 to 2112 and encodes 703 amino acids. The transcript has 6 exons. Gene Ontology annotation, molecular function: DNA binding. Gene Ontology annotation, biological process: DNA recombination; DNA integration.